AGCUCUCUUAGCAAAAUAUCCAAAGGUGUUGUAUUUUGUAAAAACAAUUUAUCAACAUCGACAGAAAGAGUUUUCGUUUCAUUUUUGACUUGUCCAGCAAACUGACCACAAUGGCCAAGAUGGACUGGCCGUUUUACGUGUUCGUUGGAGCUUUCUGCCUUAAUCAAGGUCUUGCACUGAGUAAUCUCAAUGGUGAAAGGGCUCCAGACGUUGCUAAACGUUCUGUUGAUGAUGGUCCUCAAGCCAAUGCACAUAUCAUCGAGAAGCGAGACGACGAUGAUCCACCGCCGACUGCUUUGCCGGGCCCUUUUAACCGACCGCCUCUCGGUGGGGGUGGUAAUGCACCCAACUCCAUCCAGCACAAGCGAUCCGUUGAUGAUGGUCCUCAAGCCAAUGCACAUAUCAUCGAGAAGCGAGACGACAGUGAUCCACCGCCGACUGGUUUCCCUGGCCCUUUGACCCGACCGACCCGGCCACCUCUCGGUGGGGGUCAUGAAGAGUCCGCCCUCCCCCACAGGCGAUCCGUUGAUGAUUUCCUGGGUGACGACGGUGAGGGUGGCAUGUCGAUCAGUCAUGUCAUUCAUAAGAGGGAGGACGUCAAGGAAGAUGCUAGUCUGACUGGUGAUGGUGCCAUGCCAAUUAGUCACGUCAUUCAUAAGAGGGAGGAAGUCGAGGACCUGGUUGAUGACGAUGAGGGUGGCAUGUCGAUUAGUCACGUCAUUCGUAAGAGGGAGGAAGUCGAGGAUGAGGGCGGCAUGUCGAUUAGUCACGUCAUUCGUAAGAGGGAGGAAGUCGAGGAUGAGGGCGGCAUGUCGAUUAGUCACGUCAUUCGUAAGAGGGAGGUAGUCGAGGAUGAGGGCGGCAUGUCGAUUAGUCACGUCAUUCGUAAGAGGGAGGAAGUCGAGGAUGAGGGCGGCAUGUCGAUUAGUCACGUCAUUCGUAAGAGGGAGGUAGUCGAGGAUGAGGGCGGCAUGUCGAUUAGUCACGUCAUUCGUAAGAGGGAGGAACCCUUAAAACUGGAUACCGAUAGUGAGACAACGACUCCGCCAGUAAGGAGACCACGAAAUAAGAGAAAAACCGCCAAGCAAGAUGCUAGUCUGACUGGUGAUGGUGCCAUGCCAAUUAGUCACGUCAUUCAUAAGAGGGAGCAAGUCGAGGAGGAACCGAUCAAACUGGAUACUGAUAGUGAGACAACGACUCCGCCCGUAAGGAGACCACGAAACAAAAGAAAAACCGUCAAGCAAGAUGCUAGUCUUACUGGGGACGGCCCUGCCAAUUAAGUUGUUUGGUACAAUAGAAAGUAGUAGAGGCGUCAACAAAGAGGCAAGGAAUUCAGGAGAAAAAAAAUCAAGAAAAGGAACUAUGUGCAGCCAAAGUGGCAGCGAACUCAAGUAUUCUGAAUGCACUAUGGGACAGUCAUACCUUCGUGUUAAUCUUUAAAAAUCAAACUGUUAAUUCAUUUCUAAAAAUCCAAUCAGCUUUUGAUCUGCUUCUGUCAUAAUACAUUUAGAAUCUUAUUUUGCAAGGAUUAAGCAAUAGUCGUUUUCUUUUCAAACAUGAAGUUUCUUUCAAGUCUUUCAUUGUAGUAAAAACAUAAUUUGCAUAAUUUUGUCCUCAAUACAAUUAUUAUUACCAUUCUUAAUUAUAAUAGUCUGGCUACAGUUAGCACUGAUGGAUCUUUCAGCAUUCCCGUUUUAUAUCAUAGUUUUUCCUGAGAAUUUUUUUUUUCAUUUUCACCUUGGUAAUUAAUCAAAACCAUCUGUCAGCUAACAGCUCAGAAAAUAAAAGUGUAUUGGGGGAAAUAACGGGGAAACGAUUUCAGAGGCGUGGGAGGGGGCGGAGCUUUGUAACGAUUGAGGUCUCGUAAUCGGAAGGUUACGACACCGUUAAAUGAGCUAAUAAUAAGAAUUCAAGCUUACCUGCAAACACACGUGGUUUGUUAGUAGUCAGGUACAAUAAACCAUCAUCAGGCAAUGAUGAAGUUGGCUCAAUGUUCUCACAAUUAUUGGUAAAUUCAUGUGAAUACAGGGCAAACACACACUCUUAAUACACUACAAACAAUAAAACGAGGAAAUCC
Strongylocentrotus purpuratus (purple sea urchin) is the source of this 2077-nucleotide messenger RNA. RefSeq lists its product as uncharacterized. The transcript has 2 exons. NCBI's taxonomy places the organism in Eukaryota, Metazoa, Echinodermata, Echinoidea, Camarodonta, Strongylocentrotidae. The record is from RefSeq and is a predicted model, not a curated record. The coding region runs from base 111 to 1280 and encodes 389 amino acids.